CUCCCCCUUUCAGUGUCUCUUCUCACCUCGCUUCACUCUCUUCAUUUCUCUCUCUCCUCGCAAUGAAGAACAAAACACCACCACCACCAACAGAGUCCUCCACCGCCGCCCACUCCCACUCUCUCACAUGACGACAACUCCUCCACCACUCUCCUCCGCCAUCACCCUCCUCAUCACCUUCCUCAUCGCCACCACCUCUCCUCCACUCCCUCUCGUCGCCAGCUCCACCAUCGCCGUCACCCACAAGCCCUCCAGUACCACCACCAUCUGCGGCAUCACCGCCGGCAAACCAACCCAAUCCAUCCAAUGCUACCACAACAACCGCACAGUUCCCAUCUCACCCAACGUCUCCUACGAGUCCAUCUCAGGCGGCCGUGACCUCUUCUGCGGCCUUCGAACUGGCGGGUUCAGCCUCAUAUGUUGGGACACCACCACAUUCCUCCCCAAACGGAUUUACUUUAGCCACACCCGUCCAUUGACGGGUUUAACAGUCGGAACUUCGCAAAUAUGCGCGAUUCGGGCUAAUAAUGGAGUCGCCAUGUGCUGGAGAUUUCAGUCGCCCGAUGGAACGUUGAAAUUCCGCGCAAUUACUUCAGGUGGAGGGUUCUCUUGUGGGAUACUGGAGAACAACAGUAGGGUAAUUUGUUGGGGCGGGAGCGAAAUCGGAGCUGAGAUUCAGAGACAAUUCGGUAAUCUCACCAUGUUGAGCUUGGUUGCAGGGGAGUCUCAUGCUUGUGGAUUGGCAACAAAUGGGUAUUUGAUUUGCAAAGGAAGCAAUGCCAGUGGACAGCUCAAUGCUCCUUCCCUUUCGCCAUUCGAGAUCUCGGGUCUGGCUCUCGGUUCGAAUCACAGCUGCGGAAUUCUGCAAAAAAAUGGGUCCGUUAUUUGCUGGGGAGGAGGAACGAAAAGAUCCGAAUUAUCAAGCGACGCAGCCAACACUUCGGGAUUAGUUUCAUUUGAGGCCAUUGAAGCUGGUUCCGGUUUCACGUGCGGGCUAACGACGAGAAAUUUAUCAUUGGUUUGUUGGGGGCUAGGGUUUAGUUCAGUCACCGUGCUUCCGUUGGCAAAGGUGAUUCCAGGCCCAUGUAUUCAAUCUUCAUGUAGCAGUUGUGGGGUGUUUCCGAAUUCGGAUAGUCUUUGUGCUGGUUCUGGAAACAUAUGCCAAUCUUGUGCGAUUGAGCUUCCAAUCCCAGUUCUGCUGCCGGCAUCGCCGGCAUCAGCACCGCGGUCACGAGUUCCGCCGCCAUCAGUAGCUAAAAAGAGGUUUUUCUUGGCGUUUGGUAUUGUUGGUUCAGUUGGGGGAAUAGCAGGCAUUUGCACUAUUGUCUAUUGGUUGUGGAGGAGAGGUUUUUGUAAUUUUCUCCACAAGAAAUUUGAUCGCUCUUUGCAACCCCCAGUUGGUGAUGGUUCCAAUGUGCCUCCUCCCUCCUCAAAUGGCGAAAAGUCGCAGAGAUUGAGGCGGCAAAGGAGCGGGACUUCAUCGAAGCACAUUGACAGGGUAGAGGAAUUUGCCCUAAUUGAGCUCUCUGCUGCCACUAACAACUUCUCAUUCGAAAACAAGAUUGGUGGUGGGAGUUUUGGAACGGUGUACAAAGGCAAACUCCCUGAUGGUCGCGAAGUGGCCAUCAAGAGGAGUGAGAUAGGGGCGACAACCAAGAAAUUCCAAGAAAAAGAAAUCGAGUUUGAUUCGGAACUAGCAUCCUUAUCGCGCCUCCAUCACAAGCACUUGGUGGAACUUGUGGGAUUUUGCAAAGAAAACGACGAGAGGCUUUUGGUAUACGAGCAUAUGAGCAAUGGGUCGCUAUACGAACAUCUCAAGGAAAAUGACAGAGAGGGCAGCAACAUUUUGAACUCUUGGAAAAUGAGGAUCAAAAUCGCGCUGGAAACGGCCAGGGGAAUCGAGUACCUCCACAACUAUGCAGUACCACCCAUUAUCCAUAGAGACAUCAAGUCCUCCAACAUACUUCUUGAUGCGAAUUGGACUGCGAAAGUGUCGGAUUUUGGGUUUUCAUUAAUGGGUCCGGAGGCCGAUACAAAGUCCAUGUCAACAAAGGCGGUUGGGACAGUUGGGUAUAUCGAUCCCGAGUACUAUGGGCUGAACAUUCUGACAGCAAAGAGCGAUGUUUAUGGACUAGGAGUGGUACUCUUGGAGCUUCUAACGGGGAAGCGGGCCAUGUUUAAGGUUGAGGGGUUAGAUCCUAUGACAGUAGUGGAAUAUGCAGGGCCACGAAUAGCGGCGGGGGAGCUGCAGAGUGUGUUGGAUAAGAGGGUGGGUGUCCCAAACGCGAACGAGGCUGAGGCGGUGGAGGUGGUGGCUUACGCUGCUCUGAAAUGUGUAAACUUGGAGGGCAACGAGAGACCCUCCAUAACUGACGUUGUGGUUAAUUUAGAGAGAGCAAUGGCUCUUUGUGAAGGUGGCAUUUCUAGUACCAAAUUUUUUGAAUAGCUUCCCAGCGAAAAUUUCAUCCCGAAAGAAUGAAUCAAGGGAAUUCUUUCAUUCGCUUCCCUUCCUUCGUUGUUCUUUUUUUUGGAUUGGGGAUGGUGCUGUCGCCUUGGUGCGGCGCAUGGUGCCAUGACCCCAAAACAGUGUCGUUUGGCACAUUGGAGCAACCCCAAUUCUGGGGGCUUAAGCCUUGUUAGGCAUAGUUAAACUGAAUAAUGAU
Rhododendron vialii is the source of this 2663-nucleotide messenger RNA. Its product is annotated as putative serine/threonine-protein kinase-like protein CCR3. The record is from RefSeq and is a predicted model, not a curated record. The transcript has 2 exons. Gene Ontology annotation, biological process: protein phosphorylation. Gene Ontology annotation, molecular function: ATP binding; protein serine/threonine kinase activity. Bases 128 to 2446 code for a protein of 772 amino acids. NCBI's taxonomy places the organism in Eukaryota, Viridiplantae, Streptophyta, Magnoliopsida, Ericales, Ericaceae.